UUAGUGCCUGGGAAAGGUGUAUCGAGAUAGGUAGCAAUCGCACCACAAAACAUGGGAAGUAACUGCUGCAAGGGGGAAGCGGGCACGCAGGUGUACAAAGGCAACGGCACGGAAAUAUCGAUAGGACCUCGCCGUAGGAAAAGCCCCGUUUAUGUGGAGAUGAUGCGUGAGGAAACAUUCCAAGUGGAUGAAACGCCACACUAUGGAGCACCAUUUUUCCUAAGGAAGCUUAGCGACUAUACGGUGCUAGUAGGGACGAAGGCAAAACUAUCCGUGCACAUUUCAAACACUAGCGACGUGAAGGUUACAUGGUAUAAAGACAAUGUGCCUCUCGUCGAGUCUGAGCGCUACGUUUGCACCAGCAAGGGGCAGCUGCAUUCGCUCGAUAUUGCCACCGUUCUGCCCGAGGAUAAUGCCAAAUGGUCCUGCCAGGCGGAGAAUUUGCUUGGAAAAUGCGUGUGCAGUGGUCAGCUUACGGUGAGAGUGCCCGAAACGUACAAAGCACCGGAAUUUGUCGACGAACUGCGCGCCAUUCUCACCAGCCAGGGAACAAUCUCGCUAGAGUGCAAAGUAAUCGGCUAUCCGACGCCGGAACUUCGAUGGUUCAAGGACUCGAAAGAGAUCAAAGCGGGCGACAUGUUCGGGCUGACUAUCAACGGUGGCGAUUUAGCAUCGCUCGGCGUGUACACCUGUGUUGCCACGAAUUGUGUCGGUAAGAGCAGUUCCAGCUCUAAAGUACGGGUGCAGGAGCAGGACACAAUGACGAAAGAAAAAACGAUUGAUAAAAUUUCACCAGUUUUUAUCGAAGAACUCGAGCGAAUCAAGGGCAAAAUCGGCGAUCGAUUGGAGCUGCGUUGUAAAAUCAAUCUAUCUGCAGCUCCGUUGAGCGUUCGAUGGUACAACCAAAAUGGCCUGAUCGAAGCGAACGAAAAGUAUUCUAUAUUCGACGAUGGGUUGGGUUGCUUUCUUGUCGAUAUCAAUGCUGCGGAACUGUGCGAUGCCGGCGAAUGGAAGUGUGUCAUCACGUGCAAGGAUGGUUUAAUAGGCAUUACGACCAAUGUGGUGGAGCUGGAUGUGCCCAGAAACUAUCGUGCACCACGCUUUAUGGAAGGAUUGAAAGCAGUACUGACCGACGAAGGACUCGUGUCGUUCGAGUGUAAGGUGAUUGGCUACCCAACGCCAAUCCUACGUUGGUAUAAAGACGGCAGGGAGUUAAAGCCGGGCGAUGUGUACCAUUUGACCGGCGUGAAUUCGCUUGGAUCGUAUUGCUGCGUGGCUAGAAACAGCCUUGGGGAAGCAUCGAGUACUACCUUCCUGUCCGUAAACGAUAUUAAAGCACAGCUUAACGAGGAAGAAUGGCUUAACCUGCUGCAGGUAAACCAGGCGCCUGUGUUCAAGACCGGUCUGAUCAGCCGGGAUGUAAGCAUCGCCGAACCGUUUAGAUUAUCGGUCGUGGUAAGCUCCGUAUCGAAGCCCACGGUGAACUGGUACAAAGAUGAUCUGGUGGUGGAAGGUUCCGAUAACUAUAAGCUCUCCUCCGACGAAAGUACCUACACGUACAACAUCGACGUAGUGGUUGCACAGCUGGACGAUCAAGGAGAGUGGAAAUGUGUCGCUACAAACGAGUUCGGCCAGGCUGGUACGUCUUGUUUCGUGAAGCUUAUCAUACCGAAACACUACCGCAAGCCGAAAUUUUUGGAAAACUUGAAGGCGGUGAUGCUGCGCGAUGGCACGGUUAAUCUUGAAUGUAAGGUUAUCGGUGUGCCUCAGCCGGUGCUAAAGUGGUACAAGGAUGGUACAGAGCUGAAGCCGGGAGAUAUUCAUCGCAUUAUUACCGGCCAGGACGGUAAAUGUUGCUUGGGAACGUACACUUGCGAGGCGGUUAACUGUAUGGGAUCGGUUAGUAGUACUGCCUCACUGCACGGCUACGACGGUAUAGCCGAUGAAGGACCGUUACCACCGGAGGGAGCUGCACCACUCGUGAAGGACGCCUCACUAUCCACGAUACACGAGGAACGAACGUCACAAAUGUUCGACACGGCCGUAUCGUACGAGAGUGCGGCAAGCAACGGUCGUGGGGAGAUAUCGUUCACCUUUGACGGAAAGGAGGUAUCGGUGUCGCUAUACGAAACGCCGGAACUGACCAACGACGAAGCGUUGCAGAUAGUGCAAAUGUUCGCCGAUCAGUUGCAUCAAAAUAUUAACGAAAACGAAAACGUUACCAGCAUGCCAUCGUUACGAUUCGUGAAGGAAACGUCCACCUCAGGCCAGCUGGUAAUGGAAGCCCUUGUUAUAGACGUGCCGGUUGUGGAGGAUAACAAUGUGUUCGAAGAUGAUCGCCGUACGGACUUCGAUAUUGAUGAAAUGCACGACGAGAAUACGUUCACCUUCGAAAGUGGUAUUGCUUCAUCAAAGGUACGCACGCAUCGCCAAAGUAGCAACGAGCAAGAUGAAUUCCGCAGCAUGACACCGUCGGACCAUUCUGAUCUGGAGCAAGAUGUGAUGUUGAGUAUUCUGAGCAGGGAUAGCGUACCAGUGCUAACGAGCCCGGCAAAAACGGUAGACGUUGCGGCCGGUGACGACACUGCUGAACGGUUACAAUCGCUGGUCGAGACGGUCAUCUAUCAUCUUGCAUCGAUUCGUGAAGAAGUGAGAAGCCAGACGGAUCUUGCCAUUACGGCAAACUUCCGAGAAAGGAGUGAAAAGAUUCUAGCAGACAUCCUCUAUCCGGUGCAGCAGCUGCACAAACAUUUAUCUGGUCCUGUGGUUUUGGAGAAUUUGCUGGAUCCGUUGGAAAAUCUGGCCCGGGGAUUGAGUGUAGUGGAAAAGUGUGUUCAAAUCGGUGGAUAUAGCCGCACGUUUGUUUACCGUACAAGCGUGUGCAUUGUGGAAGGAUGCGGUAAACAGAUAUUGAACUGCCUCACCGAUAUGCGCACAUUGGCUGGUCAGCAGCUCGACGCAGAUUUUGUCACGCAACAAAAGAUCUACAUGGCGCUACUGGAGGUGCAGACAAGCGUUGAAUCGGCGCUGGAGAGCAUACAAUCACAGCGCAUCCUUGAGGAUGCCGAUUCGGUUGCGGCUCGGCAGGAUCUCACCAGCAUCGUUACAAAUCGUUCCAUCUUCGAAGACAUCGAUUUCAUUCUGAAGGCUGACGAGCCUAUUGGUGGGCUGCAGAUUAAAAACUUGCAAAUAACCGUGUUGGAAUUCGAAAAGUCCCUUGCGACCAUACUUACGAUUGUUUCUCAGUCGGAAAAUUGCAACGUACGAUCGGAAAUUGCUAGAUUUGGGUUGACGGAGGUGUUGCUAGAAUUGAAGAACAAGACAGAGGUACUGCUAGUGCAGAGUACCGAGCAACGUCAGCAGAGGAUAGUUACAGGAGAAAUGAAACCGGCCGUUACCGAAUUGAACAGCUUGGUAGACAUGGUGGAAGCAAACGAAUCGUACGCGGAGGUGAUCAACUGUCUCAACGAUAUGUUUGUGCCUUUGGAAGAAAUGAAAACGGCUCUGUCGAAGCUAUCGAACGAGCUGCGCCAUGUACCCGAGAAGGAGUACAGCAGCAAUCAAGCACUUGAGCAACAGAUUGAAGAGUUUUAUGAAUUGAUUGUACACCUUAAGGAGGAGAUACAACGAACGAGCAAAGAAUAUAGCCACAAUUCGGAUGUAUUUGAGCGGCUAGAAGAUUGUCUCAACCGUCUAUUUUGCAUUCAUACCGCAGAUUCGAUAGACGAUGAGGAAUGUGCUAGGAUGGAGAUUGUGUUGAUACAGCUAUUGAUGAAUCAUUUAACAAAGAUCGAAUUGUCUCUUCAAGAGAAAACUGAACAAGAAAUGCUUUCCUACUUGACGACUGCUUUCUUGAAUGUGCAUGAUAAUUUACAACACUUCAGCUACAUGCGCUCGAACAGUAAAUAUGAAAAGAUACGACAGGAUAUAUUGCAGCACGCUAGAAAGAUGGUCUUUUACCUUAUUGAAAAGGAGACCUCCGUUACCUCAACUGAGGAGCGGCGUAAGGCUAUUUUUGAAAUAGCACUCUUUUCGAUUCACAGUGACGCAGCACGGAUGAAAGAUGGAUUGGGGAAAAAUUUCUCAGAACAUGACAUUCGCGAGAGUAUCCAGCAUGAGAAGGACACCCGAGCAAAGGCAUCGCAGAUGCAACAAGGAGCUCUGGAUUCACUGAGGCAAUCGUUGUCUGAUGUCCAACAACUCAUCAAGACGGAGAUUGUAGUGAAAGAUGUUUCGAAGCCGUUGUUCGCUUUGGAGAGUACGAUCAACGAGCUUGUGGGUCAGCCUAUGCAGAUGCAAAGCAUCGAGCUUGUGAACGCCAUUGCAUCGCCGAUCGCGAAGGUGACCGAGACAUUGAAGAACAUCGACCUGCAAUCGGCUCAUGUAGAGCCGACGGUAGUGUUGGAGGACUGUUUGCUCCAAAUGUGCGAGUCAUUCGAAAAGGCGCAGUUCGAACACUCUGUGGAACAGGCGAAGGAAAGCACUGCUCAUAGCAAACUGCUUGAGACGGUUACUCAUGUACAGCAUGACAUUCGCGAGAGUAUCCAGCAUGAGAAGGACACCCGAGCAAAGGCAUCGCAGAUGCAACAAGGAGCUCUGGAUUCACUGAGGCAAUCGUUAUCUGAUGUCCAACAACUCAUCAAGACGGAGAUUGUAGUGAAAGAUGUUUCGAAGCCGUUGUUCGCUUUGGAGAGUACGAUCAACGAGCUGGUGGGUCAGCCUAUGCAGAUGCAAAGCAUCGAGCUUGUGAACGCCAUUGCAUCGCCGAUCGCGAAGGUGACCGAGACAUUGAAGAACAUCGAUCUGCAAUCGGCUCAUGUAGAGCCAACCGUAGUGUUGGAGGACUGUUUGCUCCAAAUGUGCGAGUCAUUCGAAAAGGCGCAGUUCGAACACUCUGUGGAACAGGCGAAGGAAAGCACUGCUCAUAACAAACUGCUUGAGACGGUUACUCAUGUACAGCAUGACAUUCGCGAGAGUAUCCAGCAUGAGAAGGACACCCGAGCAAAGGCAUCGCAGAUGCAACAAGGAGCUCUGGAUUCACUGAGGCAAUCGUUAUCUGAUGUCCAACAACUCAUCAAGACGGAGAUUGUAGUGAAAGAUGUUUCGAAGCCGUUGUUCGCUUUGGAGAGUACGAUCAACGAGCUUGUGGGUCAGCCUAUGCAGAUGCAAAGCAUCGAGCUUGUGAACGCCAUUGCAUCGCCGAUCGCGAAGGUGACCGAGACAUUGAAGAACAUCGAUCUGCAAUCGGCUCAUGUAGAGCCAACCGUAGUGUUGGAGGACUGUUUGCUCCAAAUGUGCGAGUCAUUCGAAAAGGCGCAGUUCGAACACUCUGUGGAACAGGCGAAGGAAAGCACUGCUCAUAGCAAACUGCUUGAGACGGUUACUCAUGUACAGCAUGACAUUCGCGAGAGUAUCCAGCAUGAGAAGGACACCAGAGCAAAGGCAUCGCAGAUGCAACAAGGAGCUCUGGAUUCACUGAGGCAAUCGUUGUCUGAUGUCCAACAACUCAUCAAGACGGAGAUUGUAGUGAAAGAUGUUUCGAAGCCGUUGUUCGCUUUGGAGAGUACGAUCAACGAGCUUGUGGGUCAGCCUAUGCAGAUGCAAAGCAUCGAGCUUGUGAACGCCAUUGCAUCGCCGAUCGCGAAGGUGACCGAGACAUUGAAGAACAUCGACCUGCAAUCGGCUCAUGUAGAGCCAACCGUAGUGUUGGAGGACUGUUUGCUCCAAAUGUGCGAGUCAUUCGAAAAGGCGCAGUUCGAACACUCUGUGGAACAGGCGAAGGAAAGCACUGCUCAUAGCAAACUGCUUGAGACGGUUACUCAUGUACAGCAUGACAUUCGCGAGAGUAUCCAGCAUGAGAAGGACACCAGAGCAAAGGCAUCACAGAUGCAACAAGGAGCUCUGGAUUCACUGCGGCAAUCGUUGUCUGAUGUCCAACAACUCAUCAAGACGGAGAUUGUAGUGAAAGAUGUUUCGAAGCCGUUGUUCGCUUUGGAGAGUACGAUCAACGAGCUGGUGGGUCAGCCUAUGCAGAUGCAAAGCAUCGAGCUUGUGAACGCCAUUGCAUCGCCGAUCGCGAAGGUGACCGAGACAUUGAAGAACAUCGACCUGCAAUCGGCUCAUGUAGAGCCAACCGUAGUGUUGGAGGACUGUUUGCUCCAAAUGUGCGAGUCAUUCGAAAAGGCGCAGUUCGAACACUCUGUGGAACAGGCGAAGGAAAGCACUGCUCAUAGCAAACUGCUUGAGACGGUUACUCAUGUACAGCAUGACAUUCGCGAGAGUAUCCAGCAUGAGAAGGACACCAGAGCAAAGGCAUCGCAGAUGCAACAAGGAACUCUGGAUUCACUGAGGCAAUCGUUGUCUGAUGUCCAACAACUCAUCAAGACGGAGAUUGUAGUGAAAGAUGUUUCGAAGCCGUUGUUCGCUUUGGAGAGUACGAUCAACGAGCUGGUGGGUCAGCCUAUGCAGAUGCAAAGCAUCGAGCUUGUGAACGCCAUUGCAUCGCCGAUCGCGAAGGUGACCGAGACAUUGAAGAACAUCGACCUGCAAUCGGCUCAUGUAGAGCCAACCGUAGUGUUGGAGGACUGUUUGCUCCAAAUGUGCGAGUCAUUCGAAAAGGCGCAGUUCGAACACUCUGUGGAACAGGCGAAGGAAAGCACUGCUCAUAGCAAACUGCUUGAGACGGUUACUCAUGUACAGCAUGACAUUCGCGAGAGUAUCCAGCAUGAGAAGGACACCAGAGCAAAGGCAUCGCAGAUGCAACAAGGAGCUCUGGAUUCACUGAGGCAAUCGUUGUCUGAUGUCCAACAACUCAUCAAGACGGAGGUUGUAGUGAAAGAUGUUUCGAAGCCGUUGUUCGCUUUGGAGAGUACGAUCAACGAGCUGGUGGGUCAGCCUAUGCAGAUGCAAAGCAUCGAGCUUGUGAACGCCAUUGCAUCGCCGAUCGCGAAGGUGACCGAGACAUUGAAGAACAUCGACCUGCAAUCGGCUCAUGUAGAGCCAACCGUAGUGUUGGAGGACUGUUUGCUCCAAAUGUGCGAGUCAUUCGAAAAGGCGCAGUUCGAACACUCUGUGGAACAGGCGAAGGAAAGCACUGCUCAUAGCAAACUGCUUGAGACGGUUACUCAUGUACAGCAUGACAUUCGCGAGAGUAUCCAGCAUGAGAAGGACACCAGAGCAAAGGCAUCGCAGAUGCAACAAGGAGCUCUGGAUUCACUGAGGCAAUCGUUGUCUGAUAUCCAACAACUCAUCAAGACGGAGAUUGUAGUGAAAGAUGUUUCGAAGCCGUUGUUCGCUUUGGAGAGUACGAUCAACGAGCUGGUGGGUCAGCCUAUGCAGAUGCAAAGCAUCGAGCUUGUGAACGCCAUUGCAUCGCCGAUCGCGAAGGUGACCGAGACAUUAAAGAACAUCGACCUGCAAUCGGCUCAUGUAGAGCCAACCGUAGUGUUGGAGGACUGUUUGCUCCAAAUGUGUGAGUCAUUCGAAAAGGCGCAGUUCGAACACUCUGUGGAACAGGCGAAGGAAAGCACUGCUCAUAGCAAACUGCUUGAGACGGUUACUCAUGUACAGCAUGACAUUCGCGAGAGUAUCCAGCAUGAGAAGGACACCAGAGCAAAGGCAUCGCAGAUGCAACAAGGAGCUCUGGAUUCACUGAGGCAAUCGUUGUCUGAUGUCCAACAACUCAUCAAGACGGAGAUUGUAGUGAAAGAUGUUUCGAAGCCGUUGUUCGCUUUGGAGAGUACGAUCAACGAGCUGGUGGGUCAGCCUAUGCAGAUGCAAAGCAUCGAGCUUGUGAACGCCAUUGCAUCGCCGAUCGCGAAGGUGACCGAGACAUUGAAGAACAUCGACCUGCAAUCGGCUCAUGUAGAGCCAACCGUAGUGUUGGAGGACUGUUUGCUCCAAAUGUGUGAGUCAUUCGAAAAGGCGCAGUUCGAACACUCUGUGGAACAGGCGAAGGAAAGCACUGCUCAUAGCAAACUGCUUGAGACGGUUACUCAUGUACAGCAUGACAUUCGCGAGAGUAUCCAGCAUGAGAAGGACACCAGAGCAAAGGCAUCGCAGAUGCAACAAGGAGCUCUGGAUUCACUGAGGCAAUCGUUGUCUGAUGUCCAACAACUCAUCAAGACGGAGAUUGUAGUGAAAGAUGUUUCGAAGCCGUUGUUCGCUUUGGAGAGUACGAUCAACGAGCUGGUGGGUCAGCCUAUGCAGAUGCAAAGCAUCGAGCUUGUGAACGCCAUUGCAUCGCCGAUCGCCAAAGUGACCGAGACAUUGAAGAACAUCGACCUGCAAUCGGCUCAUGUAGAGCCGACGGUAGUGUUGGAGGACUGUUUGCUCCAAAUGUGCGAGUCAUUCGAAAAGGCGCAGUUCGAACACUCUGUGGAACAGGCGAAGGAAAGCACUGCUCAUAGCAAACUGCUUGAGACGGUUACUCAUGUACAGCAUGACAUUCGCGAGAGUAUCCAGCAUGAGAAGGACACCAGAGCAAAGGCAUCGCAGAUGCAACAAGGAGCUCUGGAUUCACUGAGGCAAUCGUUGUCUGAUGUCCAACAACUCAUCAAGACGGAGAUUGUAGUGAAAGAUGUUUCGAAGCCGUUGUUCGCUUUGGAGAGUACGAUCAACGAGCUUGUGGGUCAGCCUAUGCAGAUGCAAAGCAUCGAGCUUGUGAACGCCAUUGCAUCGCCGAUCGCGAAGGUGACCGAGACAUUGAAGAACAUCGACCUGCAAUCGGCUCAUGUAGAGCCGACGGUAGUGUUGGAGGACUGUUUGCUCCAAAUGUGCGAGUCAUUCGAAAAGGCGCAGUUCGAACACUCUGUGGAACAGGCGAAGGAAAGCACUGCUCAUAGCAAACUGCUUGAGACGGUUACUCAUGUACAGCAUGACAUUCGCGAGAGUAUCCAGCAUGAGAAGGACACCAGAGCAAAGGCAUCGCAGAUGCAACAAGGAGCUCUGGAUUCACUGAGGCAAUCGUUGUCUGAUGUCCAACAACUCAUCAAGACGGAGAUUGUAGUGAAAGAUGUUUCGAAGCCGUUGUUCGCUUUGGAGAGUACGAUCAACGAGCUGGUGGGUCAGCCUAUGCAGAUGCAAAGCAUCGAGCUUGUGAACGCCAUUGCAUCGCCGAUCGCCAAGGUGACCGAGACAUUGAAGAACAUCGACCUGCAAUCGGCUCAUGUAGAGCCGACGGUAGUGUUGGAGGACUGUUUGCUCCAAAUGUGCGAGUCAUUCGAAAAGGCGCAGUUCGAACACUCUGUGGAACAGGCGAAGGAAAGCACUGCUCAUAGCAAACUGCUUGAGACGGUUACUCAUGUACAGCAUGACAUUCGCGAGAGUAUCCAGCAUGAGAAGGACACCAGAGCAAAGGCAUCGCAGAUGCAACAAGGAGCUCUGGAUUCACUGAGGCAAUCGUUGUCUGAUGUCCAACAACUCAUCAAGACGGAGAUUGUAGUGAAAGAUGUUUCGAAGCCGUUGUUCGCUUUGGAGAGUACGAUCAACGAGCUUGUGGGUCAGCCUAUGCAGAUGCAAAGCAUCGAGCUUGUGAACGCCAUUGCAUCGCCGAUCGCGAAGGUGACCGAGACAUUGAAGAACAUCGACCUGCAAUCGGCUCAUGUAGAGCCAACCGUAGUGUUGGAGGACUGUUUGCUCCAAAUGUGCGAGUCAUUCGAAAAGGCGCAGUUCGAACACUCUGUGGAACAGGCGAAGGAAAGCACUGCUCAUAGCAAACUGCUUGAGACGGUUACUCAUGUACAGCAUGACAUUCGUGAGAGUAUCCAGCAGGAGAGAAAGGGCAGAGAAAAUUAUAAAUUGGAAUUACUGAAGGCGGUUGAUGUAGACCAAUUGGAAUUAAAGGAAAAUAAUUUGGUAGUUCAAAAACGCGGAGAAGCUGGAGAACAGCAGAUAGAUCUAGAGGUUAAGAAAAUAAUCGAAGAGGACAUCAAAAAUCCGCCCAAAGCUGAAGAAAUUUCGAAGAGAGAGGUAGAGGAAGAAGCUAUGAAAUAUCAGAGCGAAACAGAAUCAACGAAGACGCAGGAGGAGAAUGAAAUCCAAAAGAAGAAAGCUGAAGAUGAAUGUAAAAAGAAGCAGGGAAAUAAAGAAGCUACACAAACGAAGAAGUCCGAUAAAGAGAUCAAGAAAAAGAAGGUAGACGACGAACUAAAGGGAAAACAGGAAGUGGAAGAAAUAACAAAGAAAAAGGCCGAAGGAGAAGAUACGGAAAAGAUGGUAGAAGAGGAAGCCAUGAAGAAGCAGGAAGAAGAAGAAAUUGAGAAAAAGAAGAAUGCAGUAGAAGAAACUCAGAAGAAGAAAACAGACGAAGAGGCAAAGAGGAUACAGGAAGAAGCAGCAAAGGUAAAAGCUGAAGAAGUGGCCAAACACAAGAAGGCAGAAGAGGAAGCCAAAAAUAAGCAGAAAGAAGAAGAGGCCAUAAAAAAGAAGGUGGAGGAAGAAACAAGAAAGAAACAGGAAAACGAGGAAGGGGCAAAGAAGAAGGCUGAAGAAGAGAAGAAGCAGAAGGCAGAGGAAGAGGCAAAGAAUAAGCAAGAAGAAGAAGAAGCUACAAAGAAGAAGAAAGCUGAAGAAAAGGAUGAGAAGAAGGCAGCGGAACAAAUAAAGAAGAAAGAAGAGGAGAAAGCAGCUAAGAAAAAGGUCGAAGAAGAGACCAAGAUGAAGAAGGCGGAAGAAGAAGCUAAAAAGAAACAGGAAGAGGCAAAGAAAAAGAAGAUGGAAGAAGAGGCUUUAAAGAAGCAGGAAGAGGAAGAAGCUAAGAAAAAGAAGGAGGCAGAAGAAGAGGCUAAGAAAAAGAAGAUAGAGGAAGAGGCUAAGAAGAAGAAGGCAGAUGAAGAGACAAAGAGGAAACAGGAAGAGGAGAAAGCAGCUAAAGAAAAGAACGAAGAAGAGACCAAGAAGAAGAUGGCCGAAGAGGAAGCUAAGAAGAAGGCAGAAGAGGAAGCCAAAAAGAAGCAGGAAGAGGAAGCCAAACAGAAGCAGGAAGAGGAGGAAGUAAAGAAGAAUAAAAAGGCUGAGGAAGAGGCUAAGAAGAAGAAGGCAGAAGAGGACGCCAAUAAGAAACGGGAAGAGGAAGAGGAAAAGAAAAAGAAGAUGGAUGAGGAGGCAAAGAAGAAGGCAGAAGAUGAGGCAUUAAAGAAACAGGAGGAGGAAGAAGCAGCGAAGAAGAAAGCCGAAGAAGAGGCUAAAAAGAUGAAAGCUGUAGAAGACGCCAAAAAGAAGCAGGAAGAAAAAGAAGCUAAAGAAAAGAAGAAAGCUGAUGAAGCGGCUAAGAAGAAAAAAGAGGAAGAAGAGGCAAAACAGAAGAAAACAGCGGAAGAGGCAAAGAAAAAACAAGAAGAGGAGGAAACAGCAAGGAAAAAGGCCGAAGAAGAAGCCAAAACGAAAAAAGCAAAGGAAGAAGCUAAGAAGAAGGCAGAGGAAGAUGCUAAGAGGAAACAGGAAGAGGAAGAAACAACUAAGCAAAAGGCUGACCAAGAGGCUAAGAAGAAGGCGGAUGAAGAGGCAAAAAGGAAACAGGAAGAGGAGAAAGCAGCUAAAGAAAAAGCCGAAGAAGAGACCAAGAAAAAGAAGGCAGAACAGGAAGCUAAUAAUAAACAAAGAGAAGAAGAAGCCAAGAAGAAAAAGACUGAGGACGAAGCUAAGAAGAAGCAAGAAGAGGAAGAAGCAACGAAAAAGAAGAAGGCUGAAGAAAAGGCCAAAAAGGCAGAAGAGGAAGCCAAGAAAAAGCAGGAAGAGGAAGAAGUAAAGAAGAAGAAAAAGGCUGAGGAAGAGGCUAAGAAGAAGAAGGUAGAGGAAGAAGCAGCAAAGGAAAAAGCUGAGGCAGAGGCGAAGAAGAAGAAGGCAGAAGAGGAAGCCAAAAAGAAGCAGGAAGAGGAGGAAGUAAAGAAGAAGGAAAAGGCUGAGGAAGAGGCUAAGAAGAAGAAGGCAGAAGAGGACGCUAAUAAGAAACGGGAAGAGGAAGAGACAAAGAAAAAGAAGAUGGAAGAGGAGGCAAAGAAGAAGAAUGCAGAAGAUGAGGCAUUAAAGAAACAGGAAGAAGAAGAAGCAGCAAAGAAGAAAGCCGAGGAAGAGGCUAAGAAGAAGAAGGCAGAAGCGGAAGCCAAGAAGAAGCAGGAAGAGGAAGCUAGGAAGAUGCAGGAAGAGGAAGCCAAAAAGAAGCAGGAAGAGGAGGAAGUAAAGAAGAAGAAAAAGGCUGAGGAAGAGGCUAAGAAGAAGAAGGCAGAAGAGGACGCUAAUAAGAAACGAGAAGAGGAAGAGACAAAGAAAAAGAAGAUGGAAGAGGAGGCAAAGAAGAAGAAGGCAGAAGAUGAGGCAUUAAAGAAACAGGAAGAGGAAAAAGCAGCGAAGAAGAAAGCUGAAGAAGAGGCUAAGAAGAAAAAGGCAGAAGAGGAAGCCAAGAAGAAGCAGGAAGAGGAAGAGGCACACAGAAGGAAGAAAGAAGAAGAGGCAAAGAAGAAGAAGGUAGAGGAAGAGGCAGCAAAGGAAAAAGCUGAAGCAGAGGCGAAGAAAAAGAAGGCAGAAGAGGAAGCCAAAAAGAAGCAGGAAGAGGAAGCCAGAAAGAAGCAGGAAGAGGAAGAAGUAAAGAAAAAGAAAAAGGCAGAGGACGAGGCUAAGAAAAAGAAGGCAGAAGAGGACGCCAAUAAGAAACGGGAAGAGGAAGAGGCAAAGAAAAAGAAGAUGGAGGAGGAGGAGGCAAAGAAGAAGAAGGCAGAAGAUGAGGCGUUAAAAAAACAGGAAGAGGAAAAAGCAGCAAAGAAGAAAGCUGAAGAAGAGGCUAAGAAGAAAAAGGCAGAAGCGGAAGCCAAGAAGAAGCAGGAAGAGGAAGCUAAAAAGAAGAAGGAAGAGGAAGCCAAAAAGAAGCAGGAAGAGGAAGCCAAAAAGAAGCAGGAAGAGGAAGAAGUAAAGAAAAAGAAAAAGGCUGAGGACGAGGCUAAGAAGAAGGCAGAAGAGGACGCUAAUAAGAAACGGGAAGAGGAAGAGGCAAAGAAAAAGAAGAUGGAGGAGGAGGAGGCAAAGAAGAAGAAGGCAGAAGAUGAGGCAUUAAAGAAACAGGAAGAGGAAAAAGCAGCGAAGAAGAAAGCUGAAGAAGAGGCUAAGAAGAAAAAGGCAGAAGCGGAAGCCAAGAAGAAGCAGGAAGAGGAAGCUAGAAAGAAGCAGGAAGAGGAAGCCAAAAAGAAGCAGGAAGAAGAGGAAGAAAAGAAGAAGAAAAAGGCUGAGGAAGAGGCUAAGAAGAAGAAGGCAGAAGAGGACGCUAAUAAGAAACGGGAAGAGGAAGAGACAAAGAAAAAGAAGAUGGAAGAGGAGGCAAAGAAGAAGAAUGCAGAAGAUGAGGCAUUAAAGAAACAGAAGGAGGAAGAAGCAGCAAAGAAGAAAGCCGAAGAAGAGGCUAAGAAAAAGAAGGCAGAAGCGGAAGCCAAGAAGAAGCAGGAAGAGGAAGAGGCAAAGAAAAAGAAGAAGGAAGAACAGUCUAAGAAGCAAAUGGAAGAAGAAGAGGCAAAGAGGAAACAGGAAGAGGAUGAGGUAGCAAAGAAGAAGGCCAAAGAAGAAGCCAAGAAAAAGAAGGCAGAAGAGGAAGCCAAGAGAAAGCAAGAAGAAGAAGAAACGGCUAAGAAUAAGAAGAAGGAGGAGGAAGAAGCGAAGAAAAAGAAGGCUGAUGAGGAAGCCAGAAAGAAGCAGGAAGAGGAAGAAGUAAAGAAAAAGAAAAAAGCUGAGGACGAGGCUAAGAAAAAGAAGGCAGAAGAGGAUGCCAAUAAUAAACGGGAAGAGGAAGAGGCAAAGAAAAAGAAGAUGGAGGAGAAGGAGGCUAAGAAGAAGAAGGCAGAAGAUGAGGCAUUACAGAAACAGGAAGACGAUGUUAGAAGACAAGAAGCCCAUGAGGGAGUCAAGAAAAAGAAGAUUGAGGAAGAGAAGACGAAGAAAGAAGAAGAGAAAGAAGCUAAACGAAAGAAGACUGAGGAAAUCGCUCUGAAGAAACAGGAGGCGGAGUUUGCUAGAAUGAAUCUAAAUGCAAUCAGUGCGCAAUCAACAACAUCUAUCCGGGAGGGAGUGUUUCUUUCUGACGCUUCCAACAACCGUAAUGCAAAGUUGAUUAUUAAAAUCCAAAAGCUGUUCGACAAUUUCCAUCAAAUGUUGUUGGAAAUCAAGCGUAUGUUCUUGACAAAUAAUGCUGGUAAAAACCUGUCCGCUGAACUAAGAAACGUGAAGCUUAGCCUCAUGACCUCCGAGGACCUAGAGUUUUAUGAUGUUGAAAUGCCGCUUCUGAAGCUUUUCCAUACACCGAUAGCUACAUUCAUCGACAUAUUAUCCCGAAUUGAUCUGUACUCGGAACAACCCGAAACAUGGAAAGCAUUGGAAGAUGGUGUGCUGCAAGUGCUUGAAUCAUUUAUGCAACUGCAGCAGAGAAGUGAACACCUGCAAGGAACAGAAUGGCGAGCAGUGUAUACGUUCUACAAAACCAUAAUAGUACUUUUGACUGAAACUAGACAAUGCAUUUAUCAGCGACGAUCUACGCAAGCGGAAACCGAGCUUGCAUUGAGCAAAACGAAUGUGGAGCUACAACUGUUGCAAAAGGAUCUCGAGUAUAUUCGGUUAAACUCAACCGAUCGAGCAGAUUUUGCAUCCAAAACCGUAGAAUCAUACUUUGCUUUACUUUGUAGGACUUUAACCCUGUUACACCCAUCAGUAGAGGCCACUAUGAAGAAGCCAUCGUACUCGACAUGUGUGAACAUUUUGCUACAGCUUGCCGUGCCCGUGCACGAUCUGGUAAAGGAAUUGCCUUCGGGCACGAGCUGGACUGUGGAGUUUGUAACUCCAGCGCUGAAGCAUAACUUGAGACAGUUGUAUCGCGUCGUUUCUUUAAUGUCCCAGCAACAUAUCACCAGAAUACGCAACGAGCGCGAAGUUACGAUCGUGGAGGAGUUAAGACGACAUUUGUUGAGUUUAGAUAAGGUAUUGAAGGCACUACUUGAUCUGCAUAGUAAGGUAGAAAUGCAGAAGGAGCUUCUAGACACCAUACGUCGGAACUUGAUUACGUUAAAGAGUGUCAUGAUGCAGGUUAGGACGGAUUACUGUAUACCGUCGCUAGUGGAGAAAGACGAUCAGUUGCUAUCGGCCUUUGAGAUGGUGGUUGAAAAAUUGACGAUUAACCCACUGCAGCUAGACUCCGUGGAGUAUCUUCGAUUGCUAGCAGAAUCUCUGGAGAAACACUGCGACAUUAUGCGCAGACUGAGUAACAAUGUCACAAUUUCCGAUUGGUUGUUGCGCUAUCAGCUGCAGUUGCUGAAGAUUUUCGACACGAUCGAGUUUUGUCUGAGCGAGGAACAGUUUAUAGUGAUAGGUAGCAAGGAGAAGUACACACGCACCAGCACGCAAGAUGCGAUACAUGCUGUGAAGCAGAUGAUAACGCACUAUAAGAUCACUAGCAGUCAGCAACAGCAAGUGCGCCGUGAGCAAGCACCGGAACCAACCCAUAUUAAGGUGAUUGCGGCCCGCCAGGGGCUCACAGACACGCCCGAACCUGUGGCGCGAAGUGUCCAGGAAAGAAGUCCUAGACGUGCGCCGGAUGUUAGACAACAGCGCUCCGACACUGUACGACGCCAUGCCACCAGAAGCCCGCUCGGUAUGCGGGACGAUCCACCGCGCAGCUCGUCCAGAUGUAGCUUGGGGGCCCUCCCGUCCAAACGUGGGCCAUCGUUCGCGGUGUACCUGAAGAAUGUAUUCAUCGAACGAGAGCACAGCUUCAAGCUGCUGUGCGUGGUACUGGAUUCGGAAAUCGAUGUACGGUGGACGAAGGAUGGUAGCGAUAUCACCCAAACCGGACGCUACCGAAUGAUGCAGAAGAACGGGCUGAUUACGCUGCAGGUGGACCAUGCGGAAUACGAGGAUACGGGCGUGUAUGCGUGCCACGUUUUCAACAACUACGGCCAGUCGUUCAACAAGUGCACCGUCGAGGUGUAUGAUACCAGCGAUGAUAUCAUCUGCUCGUCAUUCAGCAUACCGCACAAAAUGGAUUCCCGACCUGGAACCACAUUCGCAAACAUGACGGGCAGACGGGAGCGGCGCUCACGCUCGAAAAAGAACCAGCCGGAGGAACCGGUGCAGGUGGAGGUAACACCGGCCGAACCGACGAUGCUGGAUCUGCUCAAGAUUCCUGGCCGGGGUGAUUCGCCGCGCGAUUUUCGCAGCUUGCAUCGCGAAAAGUCCCCAUUCGAAAUAGGUGAGAGACCGGACGUGCAGGUCGCGUCCCAGAAAGCCAUCAUCGACAAGGCGCUCGUGAUGGAUAUCUCGGGCGGUGUGACGAACGUGGACGAGUACAUCUCGCUGUUCUUCACCGACUCGUGCUCGCUGGAUCCGGCCAGCUGCGGUGACAUAUCGACCGUCAAGGUGGUCGUCGUCGAGGAGGAAAUGGCCGAACCCGAACCACCGAAACCGGCCGAGGAGCACUCCAAAACCGAGGCGGAAGCCGCGGCCGAGCUGGCCCGCAUACAGGAGGAGGAAGAAGGUAAGUCCGCGAAGGAACCGACACCGCCGCCACCGCCACCGCCAGAGCCAGAACCAGAGCCAGAGCCAGAACCGGUGGAGGAGGAAGAGGAGGAAGAGGAAGAGGAGGAGGAACCCGAACCCGAACCGCCUCGGGCACCGACGCCCCCUCCACCGAAGGAGCCGACGCCCGAGCCGGAACCGAUAAAGCCACCGCCCGAGCCCGAAUAUGACUCAGACGUAGAGCUGAUACCGGUGAAGGAAGAGUUCGAUCCGUCGGUGUGGAAGAGCAUCGACAGUCUCGAACAGCAGCUGCAGCAGCAGGCCGAGGCAGAAGCGAAGCCCAGUGCGAAAGUGAAAUCCCGUGAGGCGUCCCGCCGCGAAUCGACAACAGAGAUGACGGAACGGGAGCGUGACCUGGAAUGGCAGCGGCAGCGCCAGAUGAUGCGACCACCGCUGGUCAUCUCGCACCUGAAGGCACGGGCUGCCCCGAAGGGCUCGACGGUGAAGCUAACCUGCAGCAUCUCCGGCCCGGGCAUCACGGUGCGCUGGCUCAAGAAUGGUGACCCGAUCGAGAAGAGCAACAAGCACACCUUCAAGGUGAGCGAGGGUCUGCUCAGCCUCGAGAUCAAGGACGUCGAUACGGUCGAUGCGGGCGAGUACGCCUGCAUGAUCAAGAACAAGAACGGUGAAACGUCCACCAGCACCACGCUAACGGUGUAUGAAAAUUACGAAACCAAACCUACGCCACCGACGUUCAUCUCCAUCAAAGAACCGCCCGUCGCAGAAGCACCUCCACCGGCAGCUAGUGCUGCCGAGGAACAGCCAACGGAAGCCACGGGCGAAGAAGGCGAGGCACCGAUCGUACCAUCGGAAGCGGGUGGCCAUGCAAAACACAGACGCUUGGUACCGGAGAAGUCUCCAUCGCCGCCACCGAUCGGUGGGGAUAUGGCACGCUACUACCACAAGAAGAUCCUGCACCACCGGGACAAGCUGCAAUGGUCGGUGCACCUGACCAACCGGGCGAUCGUGGCCGGCCACCGGCUGAAGCUGAUGUGCUGUGCGACAGGAUUUGAUCCAACGCUGGAAUGGUUUAAGGAUGGCCAGCCGGUCGAAUAUGACGACCACAUCGUCGAUAUGAAUGACAUGCACCGUGGAGCUUACGGCUGUUUAUGGGUAAACGAUGUCACCGUGAAGGAUGCGGGCGAGUACAAGUGCAAGGCGAAGAAUGGCAUGGAAGAAAUCGAAACCGUGUGCAAGUUGACGGUUGUCGAGCCUGUGACAACCGUGCAAACCUUUGCACCGACGUUCGUGCGCAUGGUAAGAGAAAACUACGACUCGUACAGCAACAUACUGACGGUAGAGUUCGUGAUCCGUGCCAAUCCGACACCAACGCUCACGUGGUACAAAGGUAUCAUCAAGCUAGGUGUCUACCCGGACACGCAUAUGCGCAUCUCGCAACACUUUGACGAAACGGCCGAACAUACGAUCGCAUCGCUCGUGUUUUACGAUCCCUCGUACACGGACAAUGGCGAGUACAUUUGCAUCGCAUCGAACAGCGUCGGUGAGGCCACGUGCAAGCACAUGCUAGACUUCUGCAGCAAGGAGCAGUACUUUGAAUGGCUCGCCAAGAAGCGGCCUGGUUGGUUUAAGGCGGAAUCGUACAUACCGGUCGAACCGGCGCCCACCUUCGGCGGCGAUGAGGAGGGCGAGGAGGGCGAAGAAGAGGGCGAGGAAGAGGAGGAAGCAGAAGGUGAGGAGGGUGAAGGCCCGAGGGAACCGAAAGUAAAGCGGGCUCCCAAGCUUCCCGAUGUCAAGGAGUUGCCGGAGGAGGAAACGAAAGCUGAAGCGGAAGCCCAAGCGCAAGCCGAGCGGUCCGUGCAGAUAGUGGUCCCGGAACCGGACCCGGCCGCCACCAAAGCCAAGGACGCGGAACCGGAACCGGAAACGAUGUACAAGCGUCGAAAGUCGCGUACGCAAGUUGCGCUGGAAGAGUUCGAACGGCGCAAAAAGUUCGAUUUCGUGUCGCACAUGGCGAAUGUGCGUGUGGAACCGGGCAAGACGAUGCGUUUAAUCGCGUACGUGAAAUGUCCGGAGGAGGUAUCGUCCUACUGGAAGAAGGAUGGGCGCGUGCUGGGCAAUGGGUUACGGCUCACCCACACCACCAUGCGCUGUGGAACGUGUGUGCUGGAGAUCGAGAAAUGCAAAUAUCGGGAUGCCGGCACCUUUACAUGCGUCGCCAAAUGUCCGACGUACGGUGAGAUCGAGCAAAGCUGCACGGUAGCCGUUGUCGAGAAGACGGAAAUUAAGGGUGAGGCACCGGUCUUUACCCGCCCAAUGCAAGAAAAGUAUGACCCGAUACAGGACGAACUGACACUGGAGUGUUGUGUGCGGGGCGAUCCUGAGCCGGAGACGGUGUGGAUUGUGCAGGGCGUAUUUAUGCGCCACAACACCGGUGGUCGGCUGUACUUCCGGAAGUAUCCGGACGGUCGUCAGCAGCUGAAGAUCUUUCAACCUUCGAAAGAGGACAGCGGGCGGUACGUGUGUCGUGCGAAGAACAGCGUCGAUAAGACGGACAUGGUGUACUACAUCAACUACAAGAACAGCGACGAGGAUGUGCUGAAGGUGUUCGAGGAAGAGUUGCACAAAAAGUCGGAAAAGCCCAUCCUGAGCCGUCAUCUCCGCCCGAAGGAUUGCGAUUACAAUCCGGAGGACGAGGCGCUGAUCAAGUGGUCCGAGUCGCGCAGUCAGCAUGAGAAGGACUACGAUUAUCGGUACAAGCUGCACUUUAUCACGCAGCUGCAGGAUAAGACGGUGCCGGAGGGCUCGAACCUCAAGUUCACGUGCUACGUCGAUGGGAAGUUCCCGCUGUUCAUGUGGUACAAGGAUGAGAUACCGCUCGUGCAGGGCCGCAAGUACCGCCAGAAGACGCGCCGUGACGGCAAGGUUACGCUCGAGAUUGUGAACGUGACGACGGAGGACGCCGGCACGUACAAGCUCGAGGCACGUAAUUACGCCGGUACCAUUGAGUCGAAGUCGGUGGUUAGUGUUUAUGAAAAUCCGUUCACCAAAUUCGUUCCCCCAAUCUUUGCAAGCAACAUCCUAGGUAAUGAGCGUGGCGACGAUGGUACAACACCAUCGCCGAAUAAUGGCCCGGCAGCACCGCCCGGGCGGGAAAAGAAUGAGUACCAGCAGGCUAGUACAAAUCACUACACAGACAAACCGUGUGCUACUAACAGCACUGUCGGUGCAUACACCACCACCCAUCAACGUGCCUCCGCACGCUCAUCGACCAGUGUCGGUUACGAUCACACCAAAGUCAAAGACUACUACCGAAGACAUCAACAUACCGCCACCGAUCAGGCGUACAGCCGCGAUAGCAGGAACACGACCUUCGAGCACCGUCGGCCAUUGCGUGCGUCGAGCACCUACCACAGCACGUACUAUUACGGUUCUGCCCAGGGGCUUGGCCACUCGAGCCAUCACGGCGAGUCGGCGGCUCGUGAGGCAACAAGCACUUCAGACAUCGCGAACCAGCGACAGAGACGCAGCUACUAUCAUGAGCGGUUGACGACCGGAACGCGCCACGAUAGAACGGCGCGAGAUGUACGGAAAUCGCCGAACGUUCCGGAACAGGCCCAGAGUUUGUCGGUGGAGCGGACCGAGUGGCGGACGCGGGAUUGGGCCCGCAUCAAGCGAACCAGUCCGGCGGUGGUUUGUGAGGUGGAUGAUGAUACCAGCAGCGGCAAACACUCGAUCGGCAGGGGCGGUAGUGUCGUGCAAGCUACUACCAGCGCAGCUGAAUCUUCAUUGUCCCGCGAAGAGUCCAAAUCAUUGCGGACAACUGAACGUACCUCACAGCUGCAGCUAUCCACCUCCGACGUGCACAUGUCCGAGUCGGAUCGAACUGGCAGCAAACGGUCACAAACCUACCCGUACCAUUACCGGAUGGACACGUUCGCCACUACGCAGCGCGUCGAAAGUUUCACCUCGCUCGAAAUGUACCAACCGAUCGUACAAACCGUACUGCGCGACCGGCUAGUAAAGCGUGGUUCGAACCUGAUUCUAGUCUGCUCCUUCUGGGGCAUCAACUGUGAGAUCGAAUGGGUGCACAACUACACGAAAAUUAACAGCGGUGCAAAGUAUCGCAUCUCGCGCCACCAGGGCAUGAGCAUACUGGAGAUCUACGACAUCACACACCAGGAGGCGGGCAUGUACAAGUGCGUGGUGCGAAACGAUUGCGGUGAAGACGUUACCAACUGCUGUAUUCUGGUGCUGGACCACAUCCGGAUGUCGUCUACAAAGCAUACGAGACCCGACCGGCAUACGCUGACGAGACGUUACAUUCCGAUCCUGCUAGAAACCUACUCGCUACACUCGAACGAGAUCGUACUGGAGUGCCGGGUCCGUGGUACGCCGCGACCGAACAUUGCCUGGAUCAAGGACGGCGAGUACAUUAUCCCGGGCGACAAGUACGAACAGUACGAUCAUGCGGACGGCACUUGCAAGCUGAUCGUGACGAACCCGGGCGAGGAUGAUUCCGGCACGUACACGUGCGAGGCAGAAAGUGGCGGCUGUAGCGACGCCAUCAGCCACAAUGUGCAGUUCGUGAGCAAGGAGAAGGUGCUGAUGGAGCGCACGCACAGUGUGUACCACCGGAAUCCGAACCUACCGCACUUCUACCAGGGACUGGCCGACUAUUCCAUCCCGUCCGGCGGUAACAUCUGUCUGGUGGUGGAGGUACAGGGCAACUGUGAGGUGCAGUGGUUCCGCGACCGCUAUCCGGUCACCGGCAAACCACCGAAGGUGCGCACGUACAGUGACGGUACCGGCAUCUUCGCCCUGUGCAUUACGGCUGCCACGAUGGAUGCGUCCGGCCGGUACGUGUGCCGUGCGACGAACGCGUUCGGCAAAGCGGAAUCCUCCUCGAACGUGGACAUCAUCAACCCGAACGCGAUCAAGGGCGCGAAGCCACCGAUCUUCAUGUCCCGGCCGCAGCCGGAGAUCAAGAUCAGGCAGGGCGAUUCGCUUUCGAUGGCUUUCAAAAUUAUCGGUGACCCGAAACCAAAGAUUCAAUGGAUGAAGGGCACGAAAGAUUUGACCAACUCACCGCGUACGAUCAAGGAAGUGCACAACGACUACAUUCGAUUCUCGAUCAAGGAAGCGGUCGUAGCGGACGAGGGUGCCUACUUUAUUGUGGCAAGAAACCGACACGGCAUUGAUCGUUCGUUUACUAAAGUAUCGAUCAAGCCACCGAGGGGCUACAAGAAGCACCUGGAAGACGAUCUAGAUCGGGAUGCACCCGAUAAGGGAAGAAAAUAAAUAAACAAAAAAACAAACAUGCAAAGCACAGCGCUGAAACUUUACACUUGUAGUUUCAUCUGGAAUGUUACAUUGUGUUUUGAAGGACGCCUUUGCUUUAACGGAGCGAACUAGUGUGUUUUAGUGCAGCUAAGUUAUCAUUAUUUCAUCGUCCAUACACUGCAGAAUGCAUCAGCAGUUCACCCAACUAGGGUAUCGAAAAUAGUAAUGCGUUUUUUGUUGUUUUGUUUUGUAUAUCUGUACGCACAGAACAGAAGUCAGUGAUCGGCGCUUGGAUGAUUCGAGUGAAAGCAUUGCAAGAAUAUAAUUACCUUGAAUAAGUUUUACUUCCGAUGCCAUAAACCCUUGACCAUCGCCCCCUUUUUAGUAAGAGAGAAGUUUUUGAGUUUGUAUAUGAAUAAAGAAAACGAUUUUAAAAGAAACU
Anopheles moucheti is the source of this 22225-nucleotide messenger RNA. Its product is annotated as titin-like. Bases 52 to 21801 code for a protein of 7249 amino acids. Lineage: Eukaryota; Metazoa; Arthropoda; Insecta; Diptera; Culicidae. The transcript has 21 exons. The record is from RefSeq and is a predicted model, not a curated record.